AUGCAGAAACUGUGGCAGCUGGGUGUUGACUGGGAUGACGACCUUCAUCCAGACGUAAAGACUGAAUGGAAAAGGUUCUUCACAGAAUUGGAGAGCCUCAAUGGAGUAUCCUUCGAGCGAUGUCUGAUGCCAAAGCCAGACCGUCCUGUUGAGCUGAUAGUAUUCAGCGAUGCUUCUGAAGAGGCAUUCGGUGCUGUGGCCUACACACGAUGUGAGAAUGACGACAGGACAUUUGAGGUACGAUUUGUAGCUGCCAAGUCACGGGUGUCCCCACUGAAGUGCCUAACUAUUCCAAGAUUAGAGCUACAAGCAGCAGCAUUGGCGAGUAGACUCUAUGCAUCUGUGGUCAAGGAGACAUCAACCGAGUUCGCAAGAGCUAUAUUUCUGUCAGACAGUGUAAUCGUCCUCUCGUGGAUACGUAGGCAGUCACGACAGUUCAAGCCGUUUGUGUCAAACAGAGUGGCAGAAAUCCAGAGCCAAACCGAUCCGUCCGACUGGAGACACAUCCCAGGAGAGAUUAACAUCGCAGAUAAAAUAUCAAGAGGUGUCAGAGUCCAAGACUUACAGGGCAGCUGGAAAGAUGGUCCAGAGUUCUUGAGAGAGCCUGAAGAGAAAUGGCCUAAGUCCUUGCCAAAAGCAGAAGAAAGUGAGGUGGACAAAGAGAAGAGGACGGAGAAGACCGUACUACUGAUGAAGAAAGCAGAUGACCAUGAUGCAAUAGACUGCAACAAAUUCUCCAGGUGGAGAAAGCUGAUUCGGGUAACGGCAUAUGUGUUCCGCUUCAUCUUAAACUUGAAAACCAAGCGCAGAGCCAAUGACGGUCCGUUAACAGUUGAGGAGUUGACCACUGCUGAGAACCACUGGCUGUUUGAAGCACAGAAACCACUUCAUGAACGACUGAAGAAAGGGGAGUUCAAGUCUCUCAGUCCAUUUGUAAGGGAUGGAAUGAUCCUUGUUGGUGGAAGAGGUCAUCAUGGGAAGCUCUCCUAUGACAGGCAGCACCCUGUGUUACUCCCUAGAAGCCAUCACGUGUCAUACCUGAUCACAAAGGACAUUCAUGAACGUGGACAUUAUGGAGUCGCAACAACUACGACCAAGGUCAGAAGCAAGUACUCGGUGACUGGUGGCACAAGCUUGGCCAAAAAGGUGAAGUACAGAUGUGUUAUGUGCAGAGCUUUCGAACACAAGCCAGAGAUGCAGUACAUGGCCAGUCUGCCUAGUGAGAGGAUGGCGCCGUUUACCCCACCCUUCUACUAUACAGCUUGUGACUACUUCGGACCAUUUGCAGUCAAAGUGGGCCGAAACAAGACUGCUAAGAAUAUGGAGUAA
Molecule: messenger RNA, 1329 nt
Organism: Acanthaster planci (crown-of-thorns starfish)
Lineage: Eukaryota; Metazoa; Echinodermata; Asteroidea; Valvatida; Acanthasteridae
Source: RefSeq, a predicted model, not a curated record